AUGGAGAAGGACGAGAUACUCGCCGACCUUGCUGUUCAGAAGGACGCUGGCUUCGACACGAUCCUUCACGAUGCAGUGUACAACUUAUCACUGCGCGCGGUCAAUCCCGUGGAUGUCAAUGUGACCGAUCUCUCUCUUGAUAUCAACACCGCUCCCUCACCGUGGGAGACUUCGCCAUCCCAACUCUGGCAUCGUCUGCGCGGGCAGAAACCGGAAGUUGUGUCGAAAAAGGUCCUGAAUGGUGUUAGUGCAGCGAUGCCAAGUGGCAGCUUGACUGCCAUCAUUGGAAGUAGUGGAUCUGGCAAAACGUCUCUUCUCAACUUGAUGGCUGCUCGCAUGUCCCUCUCGCGGGCAACUGUUGCUGGGGGCACGACCUUCAAUGGAGACACCGAUAUCAACAGCGUCCGCAGUGCCUAUGUUAUGCAAGAGGAUGUUCUCAUUCCGACUUUGACCGUUCGCGAAACUCUGCGAUACUCGGCCGAUCUCCGUCUCCCACCACCGACCACCCAGGAAGAGCGCCAUGCCAUCGUGGAGCAGGUUAUCCUCGAACUGGGACUGAAGGAGUGUGCCAAUACUCGCAUUGGAACGACCGCGCAUAAAGGCUGCAGUGGGGGUGAGAAGCGGCGCACGAGUAUCGGUGUGCAGUUGCUUGCCAAUCCAUCGGUAUUGUUUUGCGAUGAGCCGACUACAGGACUCGACGCAACCAGCGCUUUUCAGAUCAUCCGAACCCUGAAGCGACUCGCCCAAGACGGUCGCACCGUCAUCGUGUCUAUCCAUGCGCCUCGCUCUGAAAUUUGGAGUCUCUUUGACAAUGUGAUUCUCCUGGCUCGUGGGUCGGCACUGUAUAGUGGCCCAGUGAGCGAGUCGUUGGUGCACUUUAAACAAUGUGGGCAUAUUCUGCCUCCUUUUGUCAAUCCAGCUGAGUUCCUCAUUGACUUGGCUGCCGUCGACAAUCGGACCGAGGAAUUGGAAGCAGCGUCUCAUGUCCGCGUUGAUAAUCUCCGCCAGGCAUGGCAAUCUCGCCCUAGGCCAGAUGCGACGGAGGGUAAUGCCGAAAAGAAGUCCCUAGCGAAGCUGGCUCUAGAAGGCGACGACACCGGUGCCAUGAAGAAAGUCUCGUUUCGCCGCCAAUUCCGUGUUCUCACUUCGCGAACUUUCACCACGACUAUCCGCGAUCCAAUGGGUGUUGCUGGUAGUCUUCUCGAAGCCGUCGGCAUGGCUGUGAUUAACGGCUGGAUAUUUCUACAGCUUGACGAGAGUCUUGCGGGUAUCCGUUCACGACAGGGUAGUCUGUACACUGCUAGCAGUCUGAACGGAUAUCUGAUCUUGCUAUACGAGACGUACCGCCUAACCAUCGACAUCCGUCUGUUUGACCGAGAACGCAAUGAAGGUGUGGUUGGUGUCCCGGCAUUCCUGUUGAGCAGGCGAGUCGCCCGAUUUCCACUGGAAGAUCUUCCUGUGCCCCUGCUUUUCUCCAUCAUCUAUUAUUUCAUGGUGGGCUAUCGACUCGAAGCAGGACAGUUCUUCACCUUCUUUGUGCUGACCCUGCUCACGCAUUAUAUCGCGGUGACAUUUGCGGCGGUGUCUAUCGGCGUCGCGAGGAGCUUCCCCGGGGCAAGCCUUGUUGGCAACAUGUGUUUCACGCUGCAGUCGUUCGCCUGUGGAUACUUUGUGCAGUCCCAGCAGAUCCCGGUGUAUGUCCGGUGGCUCAAGUGGUGCGCUUACACUUUCUACAUUUUCGGGGCACUGUGCGCGAACGAGUUCAUUGGUACCGGAAAUUCAAAAAUUGGGCAUUUUUAUGACUGCCCAUACUCCAAGGACCUUCUUGACCCGGCAUGCAGAGAAUAUACGGGGCAAUACAUUAUGAACAGCCUGGGACUACCAUCCAACUGGAUUUGGCGACCAAUUGUCAUCCUCGUGGCAUUCACUCUCGGUCAUUACCUGCUUGCAGGUCUAUUGCUGCAAUACAAUCGCUUUGCGAUCGACAUUGCGCAAGCUCGGAAAUCGGAUGGCGAUCUAUCAGCGAAAAAGGCCAAGAUCGCGAUUCGCCCUGCCGAGAAGGCCCGGCAGGUAGCCAUCUCGUUAGACAAAUACGCUCUUGAGAUUCGAAAGCGUCGACUGCCAUGGCAGCGCAAACAAAAACUCCAAAUUUUGCAGCCAAUCACCGCAGAAUUCCAACCAGGGGAGUUGAACAUCAUCAUGGGUCCGUCUGGUAGUGGCAAGACAUCACUCCUCAACUCGAUUGCUCGCAGGCUGCAUGGCUCAGCUAGCACGCAGUACCGUGUUACCGGGCAAAUGUUGUACAACGGGGCCGUGCCGUCUGAAAAUGUGAUUCGCUCCGUGACCUCGUUUGUCACCCAAGACGACGAUGCCUUGAUGCCUUCGUUGACUGUACGUGAGAGCCUGCGAUUCGCAGCAGGCUUGCGGCUGCCAACAUGGAUGACGCGCGAAGAGAAGAAUCGCCGAGCCGAGGAAAUCUUGUUCAAGAUGGGCCUCAAGGAAUGUGCUGAUAAUCUCAUCGGUAGCGAGCUGAUCAAGGGUAUUAGUGGAGGCGAGAAACGCCGAGUGACUAUUGCCAUCCAGAUUCUUACAGACCCCAAAGUGCUUCUGCUGGAUGAGCCCACGUCGGGACUCGAUGCUUUUACCGCAAUGUCCAUCAUCGAAGUGCUGCAGGGCCUCGCAGCCGAAGGGCGGACGCUCAUCAUGACCAUCCACCAGUCGCGAUCGGAUCUGUUUAGCCACUUUUCUCAGGUCCUGCUUCUAGCUCGUGGUGGCUUUCCCGUAUAUGCUGGCCAGGGACAACAGAUGCUCUCGCAUUUCGCGAACUUGGGCCAUGAGUGUCCAAAGACGACCAACCCGGCAGACUUUGUGCUCGACCUGAUCACGGUCGAUCUACAACAAGAGGACCGAGAGGCCAUCACUCGUGAGCGCGUCCAGCAGCUUAUUUCUCGCUGGACCGACGUAAUACCACAACUAGGGCGAACGUCGUCUCGGAUUGCGACUCCGGCGGAAUUGGGUAGUUUGAGACGGCAAAUGUUGCCCUUCCGUGUGACAUUCCCGCUCGUACUACACCGAUCCUUCCUCAACUUCUGGCGCCAGCCGCCAUUGGUGAUGGCCCGGUCGAUGCAGAUCGUAGGCAUUGCGAUUAUCAUGGCGUUGUUCUUUGCGCCGUUGAAAAAUGACUAUGCAGCGGUACAGUCUCGCAUGGGAUUUGUCCAGGAGUUUGCGGCUUUGUACUUUGUUGGGAUGCUCCAAAAUAUCGCAAUCUACCCGAACGAGCGGGACGUCUUCUACCGCGAAGAAGCCGACAACUGCUACUCUGCCGAGACAUUCAUUCUAGCCUACACAACCAUCGAGAUCCCCUUCGAGAUCAUCUCGUCGCUCGUAUUCGGUGUGUUAGCCGCGUUCGCUGAUAACCUGAAACGCAGUGCGCAAAUGUUCCUCAUCAGCGCCUUCAACUGCUUCUGCAUCAUCAGCUGCGGCGAGUCCGUGGGAAUAAUGUUCUGCACGCUGUUCUCGCACGUUGGAUUUGCAGUCAAUGUCACCUCGAUUCUCCUAUCAAUCUCGACCAUCCUCGGCGGCGUGAUGAGCCUGAAUGUCAAUGAUGUUUUGCAGGGCCUGAAUCACCUUUCGCCGAUCAAGUAUGCCAUCGCCAACUUGGCACCGUACUCGAUGCACGGACAGACGUUUCAUUGCACCCCGUCGCAGCAGCUGGCGGAUGGCAGUUGUCCUAUCAAUACGGGCGAGCAGGUGCUUGCGCUGUAUAAUCUGGACAAGAAUGGGCCUAUGAAUGUGAUGGCGCUUGGAGUGUGCACGAUUAUCUAUCGCUUGGUCGCGUAUGCAUUUCUGAAGGUAAUGCGGUCCCAUCGGAUGAUGGAGCGUUGGCGCGAGUGGCGGCAGUCGAGACAGUCGGCUUAA
Messenger RNA from Penicillium daleae, 3918 nucleotides. Its product is annotated as putative ABC efflux transporter. The transcript is spliced from 2 exons. The coding region runs from base 1 to 3918 and encodes 1305 amino acids. Gene Ontology annotation, cellular component: membrane. Lineage: Eukaryota; Fungi; Ascomycota; Eurotiomycetes; Eurotiales; Aspergillaceae. The record is from RefSeq and is a predicted model, not a curated record. Gene Ontology annotation, molecular function: ATP binding; ABC-type transporter activity; ATP hydrolysis activity.